GUGUACCAGCGCCGCAGGCGGAGGAUUAGCCUAUUGAGCCGCGGUGCCGGCCCCUCCUCCAUCUCAAUGCAUAGAAGAAGCCAACAUCUCUGAGUUGGAUAUAGCCAGAAGGCUAUCACUUUGAACUGUGGAUAAAAUCAAUCUUUGUGGUUUGGUGCUUAAACUUUUCUUUUGAAGCCCUUAGAUUCAGCAGCAUCUCCUGCAGGCUAUAUACUUCAUCUUGUUCAUCAAAACUUUGAGAGCAGAAGCAUCCUGUGUGUUUCUAUUUUAGAGUUGGAAGGCACCCCGAUGAUAGUCCAGUUCAACUUAUUUUCCUAAUUUCAUGAAACACUUAGUGAGCACCUGCUAACUACUAGAUAUAGGACAAUCCUGGAGGUACAGAGAAGGAUAACAGGUGAUUAUCCAUCAUGUAGCCUCUGUCAGCCUCAAAUGCUAGGCCUCUCACUGUUUCACAAGUCCUACAAUGGAACUAGCUCUAAUUCUACGUUGUAGAAAGUUCUGGCACUGAGCAGAAGUCUCUCUCCCUUAACUGUGUUUAAUUUUGGCAUCAUGAGCAACACAGGGUACUUCUUUUCCCUUUAACAGCCUUCGUUAUGUGAAGACUCUGAUGAUACCUCUUACGUGCUUUUUGUUUCAACCCAAGUGUACUAGAUUUCAGUUGUUUUCUUCUGGUUUUCAGAAUUGUCACCAUCCUGAUCCUUCUUUGCUGUGCAUGCUUUGCUUUCCAGAGUUCACCUGAGAUAUGAAUCUUGGUUUUUGGUUCUCAUUGUGUUGUUGGCAGUGUCCUGAUAAGUUUCAGAGAAUUUAUCCUUAAAGAUGCCCAUCAUCCACCUGGAAUGGCUCAACAGUACCUUCCCAAUAGAAAGCUUCAUUUACUUAAUUCUUUUUUAAAAUUUUAUUUAUCUAAAUGUUUUUUUCCUGAAGUUUAUUUAUUUGAAAGGCAGAGUGACAGAGAGAAAGAUCUUCCACUUGCUGUUUCACUACCCAAAUGCUUGCAACAGCUGGGGCUGGGCAAGGCCAAAGCUGGGAGCCAGGAACUCCAUUCACAUUCUCCCCUGUGGGAAGCAGGAACCCAAGUAUUGAGCUAUCAUCUCUUGUCUUCCAGGAGAUCCUUGGUUUUUCUAAUAAUUAUUGGGAGUUAAGAAGAUGUAGACCUAAAUUAAAGAAGCUAAAGAAACUUUUGAUGGAAAAUACCUAUGAAGGACCUGACAGUCAAAAAGAAAAGGAUUCAAAUCGUUCAAAAUAUACGACUGAUGAUUUGCUUGAUCAAAUUCAGGCAAGUGAGGAUGAAAUAAUGACCCAGUUGCAAGUUCUAAAUGCCUGUGAGAUUGGAGGUUAUUGGAGAAUUCUUGAAUUUGACUAUGAGAUGAAACUUCUGAAUCAUGUAACUCAGCUUGUGGAUUCUGAAUCUUGGUCGUUUAAUAAAGUUCCUUUGAGUACAUGCCUUCAGGAACUUGGACCACUGGAGCCAGAGGAAAUGAUAGAACACUGUCUUAAAUGUUAUGGAAAGAAAUACAUAGACGAAGGUGAAGUUUAUUUUGAACUGAGUGCUGAUAAAAUAUGCAGAGCAACAGCACAGAUGCUUCUCCAGAAUGCAGUGAAAUUCAAUCUUGCUGAGUUUCAAGAAGUGUGGCAACAGAGUGUCCCUGCAGGAAUGAUAACUAGGCUCGAUCAGCUUAAGGGUUUAGCAUUGGUUGAUAGAAAUUCAAGGCCAGAAAUCAUAUUUUUGCUGAAAGUUGAUGACUUACCUGAAGGUAAUCAGGAACGUUUUAAUAGUCUGUUCUCUAUAAGAGAGAAGUGGACAGAAGAAGAUAUUGCUCCAUAUAUUCAAGAUUUAUGCGGAGAGAAGCAAACCAUAGGUGCAUUACUCACUAAAUAUUCUCGUUCUUCGAUGCAGAAUGGUGUCAAAGUUUAUAAUUCAAGAAGACCCAUUUCUUAAAGGAACAACAAUCUUUUCUUUGGAACUAAAGUUGCUUUGUAAAAAUCCUGGAUAUUAAAGGAUAAAAAUAUCCUCUUCUGCAUUUUUAUUUCUGACUUUGAAAACUUAGUCUCAUGGCAUUUUUCUCCUUAUCUUAAGCAUUUUGAAACUACUACUCUUCUUUAUUAAGUUUAAUAUAUUACUUUUGCACACAUAAAGUAUUAUUUUUUGUGUAUCUCUGAAGAGCACAUUGUUUUAUUUAUUGAAAGAGUUUAAUUGGGGCUGGCACUGUGGCAUAGCGGGUAAAGCCACCGCCUGUAGUACUGGCAUCCCAUAUGGGCGCCAGUUCAAGUCCUGGCUGCUCCACUUCCAAUCCAGCUCUCUGCUAUGGCCUGGGAAAGCAGAAGAUGGCCCAAGUCUUUGGGCCCUGCACCCACGUGGGUAGACACGGAGAAAGCUCCUGGCUCCUGGCUUUGGAUCUGCACAGCUCUGGCUGUUGCAGCCAACUGGGGAGUGAACCAGUGGAUGGAAGACUUCUCUUUCUGUGUAACUCUGACUUUCAAAGAAAUAAAUCAAUCUUUAAAAAAAAAAGUUUAGCUUUUUAUAUUUAAAAUCCCAUUUCUCUGAUUAAGAUUUGAUGUCUGGAGCUGGCCCUGUGGCUCAGCAGGUUAAGCAGCCUUGUGCACUACCAGCAUCCCAAAUAGGCCAGGUUUAAGACCUGGCUGCUCUACUUCGAAUCCAGGUCCCUGUAAAUGCACCUGGGAAAGCAGCUGAAAAUGGCUUAAGUGCUUGGGCAGCCCUGUACCCACAUGGGAAACCUGGGAGAAACUCCUGGCUCCUGGCUUCAGCCUGGCCCAGCCCUGGCCACUGAUGGCCAUUUGGGAAGCAAACCAGUAGAUAGAUGAUCUGUCUCUCUCUUUGUCUCUAAUUCUGCCUUUCAAAUAAAUAAAUUAACUUUUAAA
Molecule: messenger RNA, 2880 nt
Organism: Lepus europaeus (European hare)
Lineage: Eukaryota; Metazoa; Chordata; Mammalia; Lagomorpha; Leporidae
Gene: DSCC1
Product: DNA replication and sister chromatid cohesion 1
Exons: 8
Coding region: 989-1939 (316 amino acids)
Biological process (GO): maintenance of mitotic sister chromatid cohesion; mitotic sister chromatid cohesion
Cellular component (GO): chromosome, centromeric region; nucleus; Ctf18 RFC-like complex
Source: RefSeq, a predicted model, not a curated record